UGAUAGGUGGCACUGAUUGGCAGCACUGAUAGGUGGCACUGACUGGCAUUGAUAGGUGGCACUGACUGGCACUGAUGGGUGACACUGAAAGGCAGCUCAGAUGGGCACUGAUAUGUGGCAUUGAUGUGCACUGGUAGGCACUGAAAUGCGGCAUUGAUGUGGCACUGAUGGUCACUGGCAGGUGGCAUGGAUGAGCACUGACAGCUGGCACUGAUGGACACUGACAGGUGUCACUGCUGGGGCUACACAGAUCAUCAGGGCAUACUAAUCAUCAGUGCCCUGAUGAUCACUGUCAUAUUGACAGCUCGUGAGGAGAGAAAUGCCGAUAACCGGCAUUUCCCUAUUUACAUGCGAUCAGCUGUGAUUGGA
Staurois parvus is the source of this 369-nucleotide messenger RNA. The record is from the annotation of a GenBank genome assembly. Lineage: Eukaryota; Metazoa; Chordata; Amphibia; Anura; Ranidae.